AUGAAGUCUUUCGUUUCUGUUGCUAUUCUCCCUCUCGCGGUUCAGGCCGUGAGGAUCGUUCAGUCCAAUGAUGAUGGAUGGGCAGAGUCUUAUAUCCGCACUUUCAAUGACGCUCUGAACAGCGCGGGUUACGAUGUCGUUCUCUCCGCGCCUGCAGAGAACAAGUCUGGCAGCAGCUCUAGGGAUGAGAAACCCAAGGACCGCACCACAGCGUGUCAGUACGAUAGCUGCCCUGCCAACAGCGGCCCUGUUGGGCACGAUCCCAAGCGUCCUGAUCUCAACUGGGUCAACUCGUUCCCUGUCACUUCCAUGAAGUACGGUAUCGACACUUUUGGUCCCAGCUUGUGGGAUGGCGAGGCUCCUGAGCUUGCUGUCGCCGGUCCCAACGUUGGAACCAACCUCUGGCUUCAAGUUCCCUUCUCUGGCACCGUCGGCGCUGCUUGCUAUGCUGCUCACGAAGAGGGCAUCCCAGCCAUUGCCUUCUCUGGAGCGUCUACCGGAAAUACGGCCUUCAACACUAGCCCCGUUCCCAAGCGCAGUCUCAUCUACGCUGAGCUCGCGACCACUCUCGUCAAGAAGAUUGUCGACUCUGGAAAGCCUUAUCUGCCCGAGGACGUCUAUCUCAACGUCAACUUUGGCAAGGUUGAGGGCAAAUGCACCGAUGCGUCCCAGUUCCAGUGGGUGCUGACUCGCAUCAAUACUGGUCUUCUGUCUGAGCGUGAUACUGAAUGGUGUGGUGAGGAUCGUCUCCCUACUGAGACCGAGAUUGCUCUUAAGAGCGGAUGUUAUGCUUCUAUUAGUGUUGGAGAUGCUGCUGAUAAAACCACUGCUGAUGCUGCGCGACAGAAGGUUGUGUUGGGUAAGUUGAAGGACAUGCUUGCCCACCUAAAACACUUUAGCAACCUCGACUUUUUGCGCUAUCCGAGUAUCACGAUCAAGGGCCGGGUCGCCAGAGCUCUCAAUUACCCCCUCACAAUGGCGCCAAUCGACCGCUGCUUGGCCUCCAUGGCCAGGCUAUCCCUCCUCCAGACUCCUCGGCCGGCAAUUCCCACGAUACCGAAGUUCCUCGCCCCGGCAGCUGCUCAACAAGUUCGACAGGCUUCGGUUGUGAGAAUCAAGAAGACUGGAAAGAAGAAGAAGGCGUUGCCUAAGGACUUUAAGAGACAUAAUUUGGCUAAGAGGGAAUUCCCUCAAUACUCAUUAUGUGAAGCUAUGAGAGUCCUACGAGCUGUUGAAGUUGGACAACCGCCUGCUUCGGUCAAGUACGAAAUUCACAUCAACCUCAAGACCGCCCGAAACGGACCCGUCAUCAAGAAUAGCGUCCGACUUCCUCACCCAGUCCAGAGCGAUUGGCGAAUUGCCGUCAUCUGCCCCGAAGGCAGCGAGAUCGCCCAGCAAGCCACCGCCGCAGGUGCUGUAGCCGUCGGUCAAGAAACCCUCUUCGAAGCCAUCAAAAAGGAGCAGAUCAACUUCGACCGUCUCAUCUGCCACGAGGCCAGCGAAGCAGCGCUCAACAAAGCCGGUCUAGGAAAGAUCCUUGGUCCCAAGGGUCUCAUGCCCAGCAAGCGAAUGCGAACCAUCGUCCCCGAUGUCGUCAAGUCGAUGCGAGACUCUGCUGGUGCAGCUGAUUACCGUGAGAGACAGGGUGUUAUCCGCAUGGCCAUUGGACAGCUGGGUUACUCGCCUGAUCAGCUCAAGAAUAACAUCAAGGUGUUGCUGAACAAGGUCAAGGCGGAGUGUGCGGAGAUUUCAGAGGAGGUGCACAAGGAGGUCCACGAGGUCAUUCUCAGCACAACCCAUGGACCUGGCAUAAGCUUGAAUGGAAAGUUGAAGGAUGCAGAGGAGCAGAUUACCCCCGAGGCAUUGUCGAGCAUCAUGUAA
Molecule: messenger RNA, 1881 nt
Organism: Fusarium tjaetaba
Lineage: Eukaryota; Fungi; Ascomycota; Sordariomycetes; Hypocreales; Nectriaceae
Product: ribosomal L1
Exons: 4
Coding region: 1-1881 (626 amino acids)
Molecular function (GO): hydrolase activity
Source: RefSeq, a predicted model, not a curated record